GUCUGACAGCGCCAACGAAUGAGUCGGGUUCAUUCAUCACGUGCCGCCCCGUUACUCGCACGGGAUGAUUGUGCUUUCUAGCUUCUGCCAGGAGCAGGAGAUUUUGCCAACCAUCCGUCAAGUUUCACUUGGUGGUCGACCGGUUCUGAAGGAGGGGAGGAGCACCGAGAAGCGCCGCUGGCUCCGGAGGGGAUUUAAUUAGGAGGUCCCGGUUAUUCGUGGCGGGAAACCAAGCAAGCAGCCGCGGAGGGGGGGUGCGUCGGCCGUCGGUGGGCGUCGGCGGGCGGGCUCGAUGGGACGCGGCGGCGGCGACGGACGGCACGCCGCCACCCCGGCGGCCGGGACAGGGAGAAAAGGGGCCUGAAAAGCGAACCCGAUUCCCUCGACCCCGCCCGCUUUUGUUCCCGUUCCGUUCCGUGUGCAGCGAUAACAUUCCUCUCGCUCUCCGUUCCUGCUUUUUUUGCUUAUUCCUUCCGCCUGCCUCCCCUCCUUUCCCUGGAAGAGGAGGGGGAAGGGGGGCAAGAGGGCCGGCCGACCGCCGCCGCCGUCGUCGCCGAUGUCGGACCGGGAGCUCCCGCCGCUGCGAUCCAUCCGAAUCACAGGGGACGGGAGAUGCUUGUUCCGGUCGGUCGCUUACGGCGCCUGCAUAAGGAGAGGCAAGCAGUCGCCGAGCGACAGCGUCCAGAAGGAACUCGCCGACGAGCUCCGAGCAAAGGUUGCAGAUGAGUUCAUCAGGCGAAGAGGAGAUACCGAAUGGUUCCUCGAAGGCAAUUUCGAGAGCUAUGUGCGCAAGAUGAGGAAGCCUCAUGCCUGGGGAGGAGAACCUGAACUGCUCAUGUGCUCACAUGUUCUUGGGAUGCCCAUCACCGUCCACAUGUACACCAAGGGCGCUGACAGCCCCAGGAUCAUAGCAGAGUAUGGUCAGGAGUAUGGGAAGGACAACCCGGUCCGAGUUCUUUACGACGGCUACGGGCACUACGACGCGCUGCAGCCAUCUAUUGUAAGGACACAAUCAAGACUGAGAGGAGCGUAGCUACCCGGAGACCGCGUUAUGUAAGCUUCUUCUACUACUUCUCUAGCGCAGCCACAUAAAUUCCGACAUCUUCCACAACUCGAUUUCGUUCGAGUUGGCAGACCCCAGUAUAGCACAUAUGGAAGUUCAGUCCGGGUUCGCUGCUCUGUCGUUCGAUCUUCUUCGGGGCUGAUGUAUAAAUAAGCUUCGCGUGUGUAACUCCUGAUCCAGUCAGGGAAUCUAACUGCAUAAACUUACACUGCGUUCGGCUUAAAAUGAAUUCUGGAAUAUCUUACUCUGAAAGCUUGCUGAUAGACAUAUGAUUCGCCGACAAUUGCUUCGAGGCAACUGAAUACUCACGGCGAAUGUGAAUACAAUCCUUUUCAGAGUGUGAAUACAAUCUUAUUUUGUUA
Molecule: messenger RNA, 1425 nt
Organism: Hordeum vulgare subsp. vulgare (domesticated barley)
Lineage: Eukaryota; Viridiplantae; Streptophyta; Magnoliopsida; Poales; Poaceae
Product: OVARIAN TUMOR DOMAIN-containing deubiquitinating enzyme 4-like
Exons: 6
Coding region: 557-1033 (158 amino acids)
Biological process (GO): endoplasmic reticulum unfolded protein response; protein deubiquitination
Cellular component (GO): cytosol; nucleus
Molecular function (GO): cysteine-type deubiquitinase activity
Source: RefSeq, a predicted model, not a curated record